Aspergillus alliaceus is the source of this 726-nucleotide messenger RNA. RefSeq lists its product as uncharacterized. NCBI's taxonomy places the organism in Eukaryota, Fungi, Ascomycota, Eurotiomycetes, Eurotiales, Aspergillaceae. The record is from RefSeq and is a predicted model, not a curated record. The transcript has 2 exons. The coding region runs from base 26 to 349 and encodes 107 amino acids.
GCGUUGCCUAAGCGAGUGGCUGGAUAUGCCCAUGCCUGAAAAAUCUCUACAAUUUAUUAAAGAUGUUCUCAUGGAGCUCAAGAGUUUUUAUGAAAAGGAAGAAAGCACAACUGAGACAGUUGCCCUGUCAAUUGCAGCAAAAAUAAAUUUACAGCCAGAGCCUAUAGCCAGGGACUUUCUCCUAAAGUACCAUGGAAUCCUUUUUGAUGUUGCUGUAUUUCAUUCGCACUUAGAUCCAGGUGACCUUGCGGAUAUCACUUGCAUAAUUGUGAAAAGGCUUCCUUCUCAGCUAGCAUCACAAUUUCGAGGCGAGCUUACCUGGGGAGCGCGGGAGGACUGGGAUGAAUAAUAUAAAAGACAGACAACAGCGGAUUCAACACUGGAUAUCUUUCAAUGAACUAUGUGCACACCUUGCUCGAACACAUACAGCACCUGAUAUGGAGAACCUUGGAUCAAUGACUCUCUGUCGGGCAUUUGGGCCCUGCUUAAAACCAGAUUUUCCUGAUAAGCUUGAUUUCAAUAUUCCAGCUACUGCGGCUUGGAUACGCAUUCUUGGAAAGGAAAUCUGUUAUUGGUCUGUAGGAGAGGCUUCUGAUAAUACAGGAGAGUACUUUGAUAGGAUGAAGUGGGAUAAAUGGAAAAGGGGCUUUGAGAGGUGCUGGAAAUCAGAAGAUUUACAUCCAGAUUUAAGAUCAGUGGCAAGGGCAGCAUGGCAAACUAUGUGUG